AUGGCUAUCUUCAGAUCUAAAUCAUCCAACAAAACCCCACAAGAAGGGAACAUAGAUGUCAAAAUCACCCACAAGGAUGAAGAACAUUAUAAAGUACACACAGCCAACGUGCAUGAUCCUAUCUUGACCGCUGUCAACGAAGCACAGCCUUUUGAGCAAGCAGCCCAAAGAGAUACCAGAAGACCAUCUUACUUAUCCAACGAAUCAGCUGAUUUAAAAGAUAUAUUUGGUCAACCAAUUAGACAAACUGAUAUGUCGAACCCAACGAGAAAUAGAAAUGAAAGACCAUUAGAUACUAUACGUGGAUUCGAAUAUGCCAUCACCGGUGAUGUUAGCUACAGAGAUCAAUUAGAAAGUGGUCGUUUAGGGUGGGGAUUCCAUGAAGAUUUCCCAUAUUAUAAUUUGAAUGGACAAGGUGCACAAGAUGAUGGUGGCCCACAAAUGGGUGGAAGUGGCAGACCAGUAAUCAAUUUUGAUGAUCAACCAGUUUAUCAAGCUCAGAACUAUAGUGCCAGCUCUUUGCAGAAUGAUGGUGGUAAAAAGAAGAAGAAGAGAGGAUUGUUUGGAAGAAAGAAGUAG
Molecule: messenger RNA, 579 nt
Organism: Lodderomyces parapsilosis
Lineage: Eukaryota; Fungi; Ascomycota; Pichiomycetes; Serinales; Debaryomycetaceae
Exons: 1
Coding region: 1-579 (192 amino acids)
Source: RefSeq, a predicted model, not a curated record